Caenorhabditis briggsae is the source of this 1170-nucleotide messenger RNA. RefSeq names its product Protein CBR-LGC-33 (gene Cbr-lgc-33). Gene Ontology annotation, cellular component: membrane. The record is from RefSeq and is a predicted model, not a curated record. Gene Ontology annotation, biological process: monoatomic ion transport. Gene Ontology annotation, molecular function: extracellular ligand-gated monoatomic ion channel activity. Lineage: Eukaryota; Metazoa; Nematoda; Chromadorea; Rhabditida; Rhabditidae. Bases 1 to 1170 code for a protein of 389 amino acids. The transcript is spliced from 7 exons.
AUGAAUUCGACAACGAUGAAUUGCUCCAGUCUACUUAUUCUUCUUUGUUUCAGUUUUCAGUUAGCUACAUGCAUAUCACAAAACGAGCUAAACGAAUUGUCUCGAAAAUUCAAGUACUAUCACGCGGCGGUUCGACCUGCGGCUCCCGAUAAUUUCGUAUCCGAUCGAAAUGGCACAUUUUUCAAUGUUCCAGUUGAAAUGCAUUUAAUGACUACGAGGAUUGUUAAUAGAAAUCUAUAUCUGGAAGUGAUAAUUGCGAUGACGUGGAUUGACGAACGACUCCGCCUUCGAGAAUUGAAAGAUCGAUUUCCAAUGCCUUUAGAAUACCCAACAUGGCAUCCAUCCCUCGUUUUCUCACCUACAGUAACCUCAAAACACACUACACUCGCCCCAACCACCGGAACAAUGAAUAGCUACAGUACCAUCAAGACAACUGUAGAAUGUCAAACGAAUGCGUGGAAAUAUCCAUUCGAGUCAUUCACAUGUACACUUUCUGUGGUCCCGGAAGGCGAUGAGACACUUACAGUAACCCAAUUUCAUGAUCUGAGAAGCGAUACACAGAAAUUACUGACCAAUGUCUUUUUGGGUGACUACCCAUCGUGUUCACUGGAAUUCAUUUUUAGAUCCGAAUGGCCGCGUGCACUACUCUCAACGUUCCUUCCGAGCAUUUUAAUAGUGUCUUCUGUAUUUUUCGCUCAAUGGAAACGGCGGAAAAUUCAAAUUUUAGUCUCCCUGGCGGCAAUGCUGUCUUCUCAACGCCCCUACACUGCAACUACUCUAAUGGAUCUCUGGUUAUGCUCGAAUUUUAUUCAUUCAGUUUUUUUGGUGUUAAUCGAUUUAACACUGCCCGCUAGAAGAGUACGGUACACUUUGAUGGUCCAUGUGGAUGAGGAGAAGAAACAGGCAAAUCCUGUCAAAAUUAUGACUACUUCCGAAACCGAACACACAGGACCCCUCCGAUUCGUGAAUCAUGUUAUCGACUAUUUGAUGAAGAAAGAAUACAAACCGACGACUACCGUAGUCACUGCGUGUCCCGGUCCAACACCAAUCCAACGUCAAAUCACCACUGCCAUGCUGGGAAAUCGGAAACGAGCCGCCCUUUUCUGUGUUUUCUGCUCUUAUCUCCUCUUUUUAUUGAUUUAUGCAACUAUUAUCAUAGCUAUUGAUUGA